Molecule: messenger RNA, 4987 nt
Organism: Cottoperca gobio
Lineage: Eukaryota; Metazoa; Chordata; Actinopteri; Perciformes; Bovichtidae
Gene: ptbp1b
Product: polypyrimidine tract binding protein 1b
Exons: 15
Coding region: 103-1740 (545 amino acids)
Biological process (GO): mRNA processing
Cellular component (GO): nucleus
Molecular function (GO): RNA binding
Source: RefSeq, a predicted model, not a curated record
CUUUAGUCGAACGCCAUUUUGUCGGUUUAUAACAGCGGUGGUUUGGUCUCCUGCUGGCCGCUGGCUGCUGGAACCUGUUGCUCCGCAGUUCCGUGUUGUGCAAUGGACGGCAGUGUCCACCAAGAUUUAACAGUUGGUACUAAGAGAGGAUCUGAAGAGCUUUUCCCCAGCGUCUCCAGCGCCCCCCCGUAUAUCAUGAGCACCACAGCAAAUGGCAACGACAGUAAGAAGUUCAAAGGUGACAUAAGAGGUCCCGGCGUGCCGUCCAGGGUCAUCCACAUCCGAAAGCUCCCCACUGACAUCAGUGAGGCCGAGGUCAUCAGCCUCGGUCUGCCCUUCGGAGACGUCACCAACCUGCUGAUGCUCAAAGCCAAAAACCAGGCCUUCUUAGAGAUGAACUCGGAGGAAGCGGCUCAGAACAUGGUGGGUUAUUACUCCACAUUGGUGCCCAUCAUCCGACACCAUCCGGUCUACAUCCAGUUCUCCAACCACAAGGAGCUGAAGACCGACAACUCCCCCAACCAGGAGAGGGCCCAGGCAGCUCUUCGGGCCCUCACUACGUCCCAUGUGGACGCGGCUUUGCCGGCUCCAAGCACCGUGCUGAGGGUGGUGGUGGAGAACCUGAUCUACCCCGUCACCCUGGACGCCCUCUGCCAGAUCUUCUCAAAGUUCGGCACGGUGCUGAGGAUCAUCGUCUUCACUAAGAACAGUCAGUUCCAGGCGCUGCUGCAGUACGUCGACGGAGCGUCCGCCCAGUCAGCUAAACUGUCUCUGGACGGACAGAACAUCUAUAACGGCUGCUGCACUCUGAGGAUCAGCUUCUCCAAACUCACCACCCUCAACGUCAAAUACAACAACGAGAAGAGCCGCGACUUCACCCGACCGGACCUGCCCACCGGAGACAGCCAGCCCACCAUGGAGCACCCAGCCAUGGCCACAGCCUUCACACCAGGUAUCAUCUCAGCCGGUCCGUAUGGUGGCGCGGCUCACGGCUUCCCCCCCGCCUUCACCCUCCAACCUGCAAUGACCUCCCACUACCCUGGCCUGGUCCCCACUAUGCAGGGUGGAGCCCUGGCCUCCCUGUCGCUCCCCGGAGGCAGGCUGGGCUUCCCCCACAUGUCCGCUGGAGUGUCUGUCCUGCUGGUCAGCAACCUCAACCCCGAGCCUUCUCUGCUGUCUUUAAAGAGAGUUACGCCCCACUGCCUCUUUAUUCUCUUCGGUGUUUAUGGAGACGUGAUGAGAGUGAAGAUUCUGUUCAACAAGAAGGAGAACGCUCUGGUUCAGAUGUCGGACUGCACACAGGCUCAGCUAGCCAUGAGCCACCUGAGCGGGCAGCAGCUGCACGGGAAGCCUCUGCGCAUCACGCCGUCCAAACACACCAGUGUUCAGCUUCCCCGUGAAGGUCACGAGGACCAGGGCCUGACCAAAGACUACAGCAACUCCCCUCUGCACCGCUUCAAGAAGCCCGGCUCCAAAAACUACUCUAACAUCUUCCCACCUUCUGCCACCUUACACCUCUCCAACAUCCCCCCGUCUGUGGUGGAGGACGACCUCAAGAUGCUGUUCUCCACCUCAGGAGCCAUGGUGAAGGCCUUCAAGUUCUUCCAGAAGGACCACAAGAUGGCUCUGAUCCAGAUGGGCUCGGUGGAGGAGGCCAUCGAGUCCCUCAUCGAGUUCCACAACCACGACCUGGGAGAAAACCACCACCUGCGGGUCUCCUUCUCCAAGUCCUCCAUCUGAGCCCGAGACGUCGCCGUCUGAACCGUUGACUCGACGGUGUCCACUACACUCCGAUCAUUCCAACGCACGUCUGCAGAAACCACCGUGAAGUCUGGUGUGAUGUUAAAUUAUUUUUUUUAACUCAUUUGUUUUUAGGUUAUUUGCCUUCAAAGAGGAUUAGGGUCAGUUUAAGAAAUAUUAGAGUUUUGGAGGAAGUCAGAAUUCUGGAUUUAAUCUUAAAAAUCGGGGAAUAAAGUUUGUAUUCUGAGUUUGUCAGGAAUGAACCGCAAUGUUCCGAUUAUAGUCAGGACUGGACUCUAAUCCCGUUCGUGUAUUUGUGUCCUUGUUACCUUUUAGCCACUCUUGCCUUUUGACUUUAAUCCCAUAAUUAAGGAUUUAAAGUCGACCUUGUGAGUUUAUUUCUCGGGAACGCUGAUUUAAAUUCUUCAAAUCCCGAUUUUAAUGAACUCAGAAUUCUUUCUUAAAUCUCAGAUUCCAAGUUUUCCUACUGUGGUCCUAAUCCCAUCCUUUGAAGUUUCCCCUUCGGAAGAAACGCUUCUGUCUUUUUAAAGUAUCUGCUUUGACAACGUUUGGGACGUCAUGAAUUCACCCUCAAGCUGUCAGAUCUUAGUCUGCGCCUCGUUAAGAAAGAGAAAGGCCUCGUUAAGAGAGAGGCCUCGUUAAGAGAGAGGCCUCGUUAAGAGAGAGGCCUCGUUAAGAAAGAGAGAGGCCUCGUUAAGAAAGAGAGAGGCCUCGUUAAGAGAAAGGCCUCGUUAAGAGAAAGGCCUCGUUUGGCCUUCCAAUGAUUCCUGUGCCUUAUCAGAAUGACCUCGACUUUGACAUGUAAAAAAAAAACUAAAAAAAUCUCCCAUCAUGCCUCUGUAAAUUGGCAAAGAGCAGGUUUACAGUUGAUAAAGGUUUACUGUUGAUGUAUUACAGAUAUAUCCUUAUUUUAAGUGUAUUUUCUUGGUGUUUUCCUUUGUUAGUGUUUUGUACUGCUGGUUACUGUAGCGUCAAACAUGUGAACGGAUUCUGUUUUAGCGGGUUUGCUGGUCUCUAGACCUUUUUAGAUUCUCUUUUUUUCUCUAUUCCUCUUUGACUUCUUUAUUUCCAUGUAUGCAAUCACGUUUUAUUCAAAUCAAAUAUUGUAGCAAUAUUUUAAUCAUUCCUGAACUUUUACUCGUUUGGUUUUUGCUGGCUCGGCGGUUCUUCUGCUGCCUUUUUACAAUCUGACGAAUGUUUUGUUUCCGUCGUGUUCGAGUCACGACGUUCGCUUGUCUCGUCUCUCGCGUUGCCUCUCUGAACGGUUUUAUUUAUAAGUUUGUGAUCCACUACAGCUGAAACCAAAAACAGCCUUUUAGAUGCAAACAAAUUCGCCUGCCUCAGGUUUCUGGUUUUAAGGACAUAAAAAAAGAAAUGGAAGAUUAUGAACUGGUUUAGGCUUCGAUGGUGUUUUCCUGUGGGAAUGUUUUUAUUAAUUUCUCGACCGCUUCACUGGAUUCAGCCCACCGGCGUUCAGUCUCGCAAACCCAGAUGUAACGUGGAGUGCCUUCAACGCAGCGCUGAGUCGGGACAUCAGGUAUUAAUUCCUCUUUACUCCGAGAUGAAAGUUUGACGGAGAAGAAGCCCCGCAGCCGUCACUAAUGUUCUGAAACCAGAAGGUGCUGGUUUGGUGUAUCUGUGUGUCUUUAAUAUUAUUACGUUGACAUUCCAGCUGCUCAGACGUCCACCUGACCAUCAACACGAUGAAGCGUCCCCGUCUGAACUGAAGGUUUCCUCUUGAGUCGUGAUGCAUUCAAGACACCUGGGAGGUUUGGGUGUUGAGUUUUUAAACGCUCGCUGUGUCGGCGCCCUACGGAACAAAAGUCCUGAAUCGUUCCAGAGACUCCGAGGACGUCGACUCUGGUCCAUCACACAUCAGUUCUUUAAAAUCUCCAACACACUGUGUCCCAGACGAGUGAAUCACUGACGAUAACGCGCACAAAAUAAUGUUCAUGUAGCUGUUACUAAACUUAAUAUUUCUGUCUACAUCCUCCGAUUAGCUAAAAGACUUCGGUCUCCAUCUUAUUCCUUCUUGAAAAUGUCGGCGUUGAGAUACCUGUCGCCGCCCGAGUCUUUGAUGUUUAGAAGUCGGUUUCUCCCUCCUUUAUUCUGGUCAUGUAGCGCCGACCCAGCCGUGCAAACUGUCGGCUCGUCUGUUUUUAUACAGUCACAAAGGAAUAAAACUGAAACCUGAAUAAUAUCUGCACAUGCUACAUUCAGAAUAAGACCUAAUUCAGAUUAUCUGCAUGACUGGGGGAGCGUCGCUGUGCAUGUAAAGGUCUCGCUGAGACGAGACUCCUCACACAGACGCCUCGCUGUGUGUAUAUAUCUACUUUAAGCACCAAUUUUAUUUUUAAUGUAGUGAGUGACUAUGACUUUUCUCUGCAGGCAUAUAUUUAUUUAUUUGCUGAUCAACUUCACUGCACUCUGAGUCAACUGGUGCCAGACAUGACCUGACGUGAUUCAGCAAAAAACAAAUACAAAUUUGAUGACGCAGCCGGUGAAGGAGAUGAUGUUCUGAGAAAGAAAACUUGAUAAAUGUUGUUUUUCUUGUAAAAUUACAAGGAAAAAAACUCAAUUAUUUUCUAACAUUACAAAAUCAUACAUUUAACACAUUAUUUCCUAUAAUAGCCCGAAUGCGACAUCGCACAUGUGGCGGAUACGAUAUGGGUUGGGGGUUAUAAAGUUGUGGAAACACCUAAAAUGGCUGCCUGUUACGUUCCCCGUGUUGGAGUCUGUAUGUACGAUUGUCAGUGUGGAGGAGCUUUAAUCAAACACCUGAGUCAUAAAGUAAUGAUGUGAGCUGCUGUUUUCACCCAGUGGACCAAUGAAAACGCUCCUGCUGGAUGUAAAUAAAAGGUUUUGUUUAUUUUGUUUAUGUUGGACAAUAAAAGACAUGAUGACAAAGUCCAGAGUUUGGAAACGUUCAUGACUGACGCACAUCGGGACACAUUUACAGUUGGAUGGUUUCUUUUCCCAGGUGCUUUGAAUGCAUCACAGACCUCAGUGUCAGGUGAGACAGAAGUGGAGGUGGAGGGCGACGGGGUGUUGAACUGUACAUACGUGUUUUAUACCACAGUUACGUGUCUGAGAGCUGAUUGCUGGUUUUGUAUCUGAUGUAUAUUUUGAUUCAAAGUGUGUGCCCGAUUCUGAGCCGUACAUUGUUUGUGUCACAAAGACGAAAAAACAAAAAACAGAUUAAAUCACUUUUUAUCUAAACUCUGAA